Molecule: messenger RNA, 2376 nt
Organism: Miniopterus natalensis
Lineage: Eukaryota; Metazoa; Chordata; Mammalia; Chiroptera; Miniopteridae
Gene: SLC26A9
Product: solute carrier family 26 member 9
Biological process (GO): transmembrane transport
Cellular component (GO): membrane
Source: RefSeq, a predicted model, not a curated record
AUGAGCCAGCCCAGGCCCCGCUACGUGGUAGACAGAGCUGCGUACUCUCUCGCCCUCCUCGACGAUGAGUUCGAGAAGAAGGACCGGACGUACCCACUGGGAGAGAAGCUUCACGAUGCCUUCAGAUGUUCCUCUGCCAAGAUCAAAACCGUGGUGUUUGGGCUGUUCCCUGUGCUCUCCUGGCUCCCCAAGUACAAAAUCAAAGACUACAUCGUCCCCGACCUGCUUGGCGGCCUCAGCGGUGGAUCCAUCCAAGUGCCACAAGGCAUGGCAUUCGCUCUUCUAGCCAACCUUCCCGCCGUCAACGGCCUCUACUCUUCCUUCUUCCCCCUGCUGACCUACUUCCUCCUGGGGGGCAUACACCAGAUGGUGCCAGGUACCUUUGCUGUUAUCAGUAUCCUGGUGGGUAACAUCUGUCUGCAGCUGGCCCCAGAGUCAAAAUUCAAGGUCUACAACAAUGCUACCAAUGAGAGCUAUGUGGACACAGCAGCCAUGGAUGCGGAGAGGCUGCACGUGUCAGCGACACUAGCCUGCCUGACUGCCGUCAUCCAGAUGGGCCUGGGCUUCAUGCAGUUUGGCUUUGUGGCCAUCUACCUCUCCGAGUCCUUCAUCCGGGGCUUCAUGACGGCUGCCGGUCUGCAGAUCCUGAUCUCGGUGCUCAAGUACAUCUUUGGACUGACCAUCCCCUCCUACACAGGCCCAGGGUCCAUCGUCUUUACCUUCAUUGACAUUUGCAAAAACCUCCCCCACACCAACAUCGCCUCGCUCAUCUUCGCCCUCAUUAGUGGUGUGUUCCUGGUGCUGGUGAAGGAGCUCAACGCUCGCUACAUGCACAAGAUCCGCUUCCCCAUCCCUACUGAGAUGAUUGUGGUGGUGGUGGCAACAGCUAUCUCCGGGGGCUGUAAGAUGCCCAAAAAAUAUCACAUGCAGAUCGUGGGCGAGAUCCAACAUGGGUUCCCUACUCCUGUGUUGCCUGUGGUUUCUCAGUGGAAGGACAUGGUUGGCACAGCCUUCUCCCUGGCUAUCGUGGGCUAUGUCAUCAACCUGGCUGUGGGCCGGACCCUGGCGAGCAAGCACGGCUAUGACGUGGAUUCUAACCAGGAGAUGAUCGCCCUAGGCUGCAGCAACUUCUUUGGCUCUUUCUUUAAAAUCCAUGUCAUUUGCUGUGCUCUCUCCGUCACUCUGGCUGUGGAUGGAGCUGGAGGAAAAUCCCAGGUGGCAAGCCUGUGUGUAUCUCUGGUGGUGAUGAUCACCAUGCUGGUCCUGGGGUCCUAUCUGUACCCUCUGCCCAAGUCUGUGCUAGGAGCCCUGAUAGCUGUCAACCUCAAGAACUCCCUCAAGCAACUCGCCGACCCCUACUACCUGUGGAGGAAAAACAAGCUGGACUGUUGUGUCUGGGUGGUGAGCUUCCUCUCCUCCUUCUUCUUGAGCCUGCCUUACGGCGUGGCGGUGGGUGUCGCCUUCUCCAUCCUGGUUGUGGUCUUCCAGACCCAGUUUCGAAAUGGCUAUGCUUUGGCCCAGGUGAUGGACAUGGACAUUUAUGUGAAUCCCAAGACCUACAAUAGGGUCCAGGAAAUCCAGGGGGUUAAGAUCGUCACUUACUGCUCUCCUCUCUACUUUGCCAACUCGGAGAUCUUCAGGCAGAAGGUCAUUGCCAAGACAGGUAUGGACCCCCAGAAAGUGUUGCUGGCCAAGCAAAAGUACCUCAAGAAGCAGGAGAAAGGAAGACUGAUGCCCACGCAACAGAGGAAGUCUCUAUUUAUGAAAACCAAGACUGUCUCCCUGCAGGAACUCCAGCAGGACUUUGAGAACCCCUCCCCGACUGACCCCAACAACAACCAAGCACCUGCUAAUGGUGCCAGCGUGUCCUACAUCACUUUCAGCCCUGACGGCCCCCCAGCUCCCCACUGUGAGCCACCGGCCCCUGCUGAGACUCCCAGUGAGCCCAAUGAUGUGCUGGCCAGCGUCCCGCCCUUCCUCACCUUCCACACCCUCAUCCUCGACAUGAGUGGAGUCAGCUUUGUGGACUUAAUGGGCAUCAAAGCCCUGGCCAAGCUGAGCUCCACCUACGGGAAGAUUGGUGUGAAAGUCUUCUUGGUGAACAUUCAUGCCCAGGUGUACAACGACAUUAGCCAUGGAGGCGUCUUUGAAGAUGGGUGUCUAGAGCGCAACCACAUCUUUCCCAGCAUACACGACGCAGUCCUCUUUGCCCAGGCAAAUGCCAGAGAAGUGGCCCCAGGAUGUGACUUCCAAGGGGCCCCAGUGGACCCUGAGAUCUUCUUAUACGAUGAGGAGGAGGAGACCUCCAGCUACUGGGACUUAGAGCAGGAGAUGUUCGGGAGCAUGUUUCACGCAGAGACUCUGACCGCCCUGUGA